CCUCUGUGCUCUCUCUCUCUUCACGUGCACUCCCUCCGCCUGGGGCUCGGGACGGCGGCGGUGAUGGCGGUGGUGGCGGAGGAGGAGGUGAUCAUCGUGGGCGCCGGGCAGUCGGGCAUCGCGGUGGCGGCGUGCCUGUCCCUGCGCGGCGUGCGGAGCCUGGUCCUGGAGCGCGACGACUGCGUGGGGUCGCUGUGGCGGAAGCGCGCCUACGACCGCCUCCACCUCCACCUCGCCAAGAAGUACUGCGCGCUGCCGCACCUGCCGCACCCGGACGAGGCCCCCACCUACCUGCCCCGCGACGACUUCGCCCGCUACCUCGACGGCUACGCCGCGAGGUUCGCCGUCCGCACGCGCCUCCGCCGCGAGGUCCGGUCGGCGCGGUUCGACGCGGGGAGCGGGCGGUGGGAGGUCGAGGCCGUCGACCUCGCCACGGGCCGGCCCGAGGCAUACGCGGCGCGGUUCCUGGUCGUGGCGUCCGGGGAGAACGACGAGAAGUUCGUGCCCGAGGUGCCCGGGCUGGAGGCGUUCCCGGGCCCGGUGGUGCACGCCGCCGAGUACCGGUCGGCCGAGGGGAUGCGCGGGAAGGCCGUGCUCGUCGUCGGGUGCGGCAACUCCGGCAUGGAGAUCGCCUACGACCUGGCCGCCGCCGGCGCCGUCACCUCCAUCGCCGUCCGCAGCGAGCUUCACCUGGUGAGCAAGGAGAUCUGGAACGUGGCGAUGGCGCUGUACGGGUACCACGUCCCGGCGUGGGUCAUCGACAAGUUGGUGCUGCUCAUGUGCGCCGUCGUGUUCGGCGACACCGCCCGGCACGGCCUCCGCCGCCCCGCCGUGGGGCCCUUCACCUUGAAGCUCACCACCCCGGCCUACCCCGUCUUCGACGUCGGCACCUACGCCAAGAUCCGGAGCGGCGAGGUCCGCGUCCUCCCCGCCGCCGUCAAGAGCGUCCGCGGCAACGUCGUCGAGUUCGCCGACGGGGGGCGCCACCCCUUCGACGCCAUCGUCCUCGCCACCGGCUACCGGAGCACCGUCCGGCGCUGGCUCAAGAGCGAGGACGGGCUGAUCGGCGACGACGGGAUGGCGGCGCGGGGCUACCCGGAGCACUGGAAGGGGGCGAACGGGCUGUACUGCGCGGGGAUGGUGCGGAGGGGCAUCUACGGCAGCUGCGAGGACGCCGAGCUCAUCGCCGGCGACAUCAGCGAGCUGCUGCUGCGACCCAAGCAGCAGGACCAGGGCGACGCCGCCGCCGCCGCCGCCCACACCAACGGCUCCUAGUAGCUAGGUCAUCGAGCACUCGUGACCAUCGGAUGCGUGGGCGACGGCGGCUGCCGUCACCUCGCCGGCUCGCCGACGGUCGUACUUAUAUUUAUACUCCUAGUAGUUGCUUGUGACAUGUGGAUGCUGCGAGCUGCCCACCAAAAAAGAUGGGAGAAACAGCAACAAGACGCUGUCCAAGAUCGGUCGGUUAGGACGACGAUGCUGUCGAUCUGGAGUGGAAGCAAUCAAAGAUUUGUUGCAUUUCGUAAUGAUUAUAUGUGAAUAAAUCUGCUUGUUGAUUCGGCCA
This is a messenger RNA of Panicum hallii, 1564 nucleotides long. RefSeq names its product probable indole-3-pyruvate monooxygenase YUCCA10. Bases 64 to 1275 code for a protein of 403 amino acids. The transcript has 3 exons. Gene Ontology annotation, molecular function: N,N-dimethylaniline monooxygenase activity; flavin adenine dinucleotide binding; NADP binding. Lineage: Eukaryota; Viridiplantae; Streptophyta; Magnoliopsida; Poales; Poaceae. The record is from RefSeq and is a predicted model, not a curated record.